CAAUCAACUUCGCCCUCAUUGGUAAAUUGACUCUCUCGGCUCCCGUUACUCUCCCCGCUUCUUCCUGUUGCCGGUCGCAGCCAUGGCGGCUAUGAGUUUAUUGCAGCGGGCUUCUGUCACUGCGGUGACGGCUCUGUCUGGCCGCCGCCUUGGCACUCGACUCGGAUUCGGAGGCUUUCUCACUAGUGUCUUCCCAAAGACUGUUGCUCCUGUACGACACAGUGCAGACCAUGGGAAAAGACUGUUCGUCAUCAAACCUUCUUUAUUCUAUGACAAGCGCUUUUUGAAAUUAUUGAGAUUCUACCUUUUGUUGACUGGGGUUCCGGUAGUAAUUGGCAUAACUCUGGUGAACGUAUUUAUUGGUGAAGCUGAAUUAGCAGAAAUUCCAGAAGGCUAUAUCCCAGAAUAUUGGGAGUAUUACAAGCAUCCUAUAUCAAGAUGGAUUGCUCGUACUUUCUGUGAGAACCCCGAAAAGAAUUACGAAAGGACAAUGGCUAUCCUUCACAUUGAAUCUGAAAAGGCUGACUUAUGGUUAAAUGAGUUGGAAGUUCGAAGACUAAUGCGUGCUAGAGGUGAUGGACCCUGGUAUCAAUAUCCAACCAGUGAUAAGGCGCUUAUUGAUCAAUCUCCAAAAUCAACCCCUGACAAGUAGUCGUUCAUUUCUUCAGAUAUAAAGUGUAUUCUCUUAAGUGGAAAUAAGUUGAUAAAUAUAGUCUGUACUUUUGCUCUGUGAUGAAUAAAAGAGCUUCUUUCAA
Messenger RNA from Heterocephalus glaber (naked mole-rat), 755 nucleotides. It is a transcript of the gene Ndufb5, whose product is annotated as NADH:ubiquinone oxidoreductase subunit B5. The record is from RefSeq and is a predicted model, not a curated record. Lineage: Eukaryota; Metazoa; Chordata; Mammalia; Rodentia; Bathyergidae. Gene Ontology annotation, cellular component: respiratory chain complex I.